Messenger RNA from Populus trichocarpa (black cottonwood), 1971 nucleotides. RefSeq lists its product as uncharacterized. Bases 118 to 1797 code for a protein of 559 amino acids. The record is from RefSeq and is a predicted model, not a curated record. Gene Ontology annotation, cellular component: nucleus; site of double-strand break. NCBI's taxonomy places the organism in Eukaryota, Viridiplantae, Streptophyta, Magnoliopsida, Malpighiales, Salicaceae. Gene Ontology annotation, biological process: double-strand break repair. The transcript is spliced from 12 exons.
CAUAACGCCUCACUGGCUUUAUAAUUUUCCCUUCCCGCCAAGUAGAAAUUGCGUUUUGUAAUAUUGACAUCAUUUCCUCAGAUUUCGAAUUCCGUAACCACAAAAAACACUUCAAUAAUGGAGGAUAUCGAUUGGAAGAAGAAGAAGAAUAAGCAGAGAUGGAGCGUAACCUACACAAAGCACAUCAAGCAAAAGCGAAAAAUCUAUCAAGACGGUUUCUUAGAUCUUCACUUCUCCACAAACAAGGUCAUGCUGUUUGACGAGUGCGAGAAGUUAUUAGAAUGCAGAAUCUUGAAGGAUGAAGAAGUUGUUAGUUCCAGUGAAACCCUAACAUUCAAUUCCUUUCUUGUUGAUGUUGGACAUCCUGAGGUCGGUAGUGAUAAUAAUAGUAAUAAUAAGCUACCGGUAUCAGAUUUGAAUUUUCACGGAAGAGAUAGGAAAACUACCGAAAGGUUUGGCUUCAUGCGUCGACAAAAGUUUAGAAAUCCUUCGAUUUCAUCCCCCGGUGGAGAGGAUACCGUGGAGAAGAAUGAAGCACGACCGGAUUGUCUAAGCACGUCGCAAAAGAUCAUCAAAGAGAUCAAGAAGAGUGAACUGCGAAGGUAUGUAGUGCCAGAGAGCAGUCCAGAUAUGUCAAAAAGUGCAACAGAAUGGCAGGUCUUAUACACUACGCAAAUGACUCAAAAGACCAAGAAGUACCACGAUGGUUUCUUAAGACUUGCAAGUCGUGAAUCCUUAGGGACGCAGAUCAUGCUGUAUGAUGCAAGCAAGAGACAAUUAGAUUGUAGGUUCCUCAAGAAAGAUGAAAUAAUAAGUUCUGGUGAAUCAAUAUCAUUUGAUGCUCAUUUGGUUGACAUUGGAGAACCUGGAGGAGAAAAUCAGCUUCUAGAGGAUUUGAACAUUCAAGGAAAUAAUUCUAACGAUGCUAGCAAACCGGGAACAAUGCAUGGACAGCCAAAUGGUAUUAAAGACAACAAAUCCGUUGCAAAAGAGUGGUGUGCUCUUUACACUAGUCAUAUAACUCAAAAGGCCAAGAAGUACCACAGUGGAAUCCUCAGGCUUGCUUCUUGUGGUUCUUACAGAAUGCAGGUCACUUUAUUAAGUGAAGGUAAAACCUUCCUGACCAGUAAGUUCCUCAGCUUGUCAGAAGAUGUGAAAGUCGGAAGCAAGCUUGCACUGCCAAAAUAUUUGGUAGAAGUUGGCGAGCCAUUAAUGAGUUCUGAAGGAAAAUAUCAAAACACUUAUUUAAGGGAAGAUGCAAAUUCAAGAAGCAUCUCUAUUGAAGAUAGAACCAAGUUGUGCAAUGCUGUUCCUACAAACAAAACUUUACGCAAUGCCUGUCAAAUCUUGUCCAUUCUCCAAAAACCUGCUGUUCAGGGGAGUGUUGCUGUCCAGUGUAUUGAUAAGAGCAUAAAUGCCUCGACUCUAUCUGAAGACUCUGAAUUAUCGAGACAAUCAUUCCCACAUGAAGGACCCAGUCAAAAUUUGGAUGAUGGAGGAUCAAGUAAAAUUGUGGACAUUGAGAUAUCUGCUGAUCUCAACUUUUCCGAAGUGUUAUCUACUUUUAGCGGUAAUCAAUUUCCCAAUGACACUGAAGCUGCUGGAAAUUUUGAACAGUGUCAUCCGGCCAAAGUAGAAGCUGACACCAAAUGCUGUGAUGAAGCUUUUGCUUCUAGUAUUUCCAGUUUGAUGGGUUCCUGUACUCACUGUCCUAAUGAUGAUAAAAAGAAGACUCUUGAUCAGCCCAAGAGUGCAAGGAAAAUGGAUGAAUGGCCUACAUUCGAUCUUGGAUUUUGAACAAGAGCUGUUAUGUACAUGUGGCUUGGUGGUUAUCGAUUUUAUUGCAUAGGUAAAGUGUGCUUCAUGUGACAUUAUGCUCCAUAUAUCGCCACAUGCAUGUGUAAGAAAUGCUUGACCUGGUUCCUCCCAUUAUCUCUUAACCAAAAACUGUUGCAUGCAAGGUUGUCAAAA